UCUUGAACACGAAGUGCUGACCGAAAGAGGAAAAUCAAAGGCUUUUGAAUUGAAGUUCUUUCUCCACCUUAUUGGCCCACACGUCUCAGAUCCUCUCCGGAAUUCUGUGUUCGAGAGAAUCCCAUCCCACCCAUGCUAUUCAAUUUCCUCGAAUUUCUUUCUUUCGAUUCAAUCUAGGGUUUUUUUCUUCCUUUGGUUCUUCUAAUCUGGGAAAGUAUCUUCGAUCUAGGUUUUGAUCCGGAACAACGAUGAUUCAGCUCCUGUACACAGUGAUCUUCGCCGAAGUUGCGUUAAUCAUGACGCUUCUCUUCAAGACGCCUCUUCGGAAGCUUGUGAUCAUGACGCUCGAUCGGAUCAAGCGUGGUCGCGGACCCGUCGUCGUCAAAACCAUCGCCACCACCGUCUUCGUCGUCCUUUUGUCCAGCGUUUACAGUAUCCUCAAGAUCCAGCGAGGAUCCGUGGAAUCUGGCGUCCUCAGUCCCACCGAUCAGAUCCUCAUGGCGAAACACAUGCUCGAAGCUUCUCUAAUGGGAUUCGUGCUCUUUCUCUCUCUGAUGAUUGACCGGCUCCACCAUUACAUCAGAGAACUCCGCUUGCUGAGGAAGACAAUGGAAACUGCAAAGAAACAAAACCGGGGUUUCGAGGAUGGGAAAAACGCAAGCGCUGAGGAAGUCAAAGCCCUCGGGGAGGAAGUUGCGGCGUUAAAGGCGAAGAUAAAGAGAUUGGAGUCUGAAUGCGAAACGAAAGGAAAAGAGCUGAAAUCCGCUCAAGCCGAAACAGAGGCUCUGAGAAAGCAAGCGGACGGGUUCCUUCUGGAGUAUGACAGGCUUCUUGAGGACAACCAAAAUCUCAGGAACCAGUUGGAGUCGAUCGACCAGGGCCCGGGUGGAAAGAAGACAAUGUGAGAGGAGGGAACAUUUUGUGAAAUGAAGCAAACACCAAGGUUAAAGUUACAUGUAAUAUCUCAUGUAGAGCAAUGUUGAAUGAAGAGGUUUGAUCCUUCUUCGACCUCGACUCUUUACAAAGUUUUGAGUUUA
This is a messenger RNA of Tarenaya hassleriana, 1037 nucleotides long. Its product is annotated as B-cell receptor-associated protein 31. Lineage: Eukaryota; Viridiplantae; Streptophyta; Magnoliopsida; Brassicales; Cleomaceae. Bases 249 to 905 code for a protein of 218 amino acids. The record is from RefSeq and is a predicted model, not a curated record. Gene Ontology annotation, biological process: intracellular protein transport; endoplasmic reticulum to Golgi vesicle-mediated transport. Gene Ontology annotation, cellular component: endoplasmic reticulum; endoplasmic reticulum membrane. The transcript is spliced from 2 exons.